Messenger RNA from Prosopis cineraria, 3453 nucleotides. Its product is annotated as glutamate receptor 3.6-like. The coding region runs from base 310 to 3144 and encodes 944 amino acids. The record is from RefSeq and is a predicted model, not a curated record. Gene Ontology annotation, cellular component: plasma membrane. The transcript has 8 exons. NCBI's taxonomy places the organism in Eukaryota, Viridiplantae, Streptophyta, Magnoliopsida, Fabales, Fabaceae. Gene Ontology annotation, molecular function: glutamate-gated receptor activity.
UUGUCCAAACCCACGGUGAUACCCCAUCAGGAGGCCAUCGUUUGACACUGUUGCGUGUGUUUGUUUACACUGUACAGUGAGAAUUAAUCGUCUUCAAUACAUGAGCGGGCGGCAUUACAAACCCGAAGCUGUAGAUGCCAACGGGAUCGCAGCUUUUGGAUUUUGGCACCACACGAGAAGAAGAAAAGUGCACCAAUAUUUUCAGAUUUCCACACUGUUCAUGGUUUUCCUCUGCCUGGACUUGAUCCGAAUUUGACCCGAACUUUCAGGCCGGAAAUUUAUCGUCUUGGUGGUGUGCAACUUCCAACCAUGAUUAAGGUUUGGCUUGUGAUGUUAAUGGUCCUCUCUAAUUGGCUUUCUUCGUCUGGGGCUGGCGUGAAUAGUUCAGCAAUACCCGAAUUUGUAAAUAUUGGAGGACUCUUCUCUUUCAAUAGCACCGUUGGUAAAAUUGUAAAAAUAGCUAUUGAAGCAGCGGUUGCAGAUAUAAAUUCCGAUCCUUCCAUUCUCGGAAAAACUGAUCUGAGGCUCUCAAUGCAAGAGGACUCCAAAUACAGAGGUUUUCUCAGCAUUUCUGAAGUCUUGCGGCUCAUGGCAAGACACACUGUGGCUAUAAUUGGUCCCCAGACAUCUGUAACAGCUCAUGUCAUAGCUCAUGUUGCCAACGAGCUCCAAGUUCCGCUUCUAUCAUUUUCAGCUACAGACCCUACACUCUCUUCACUUCAAUUCCCAUUCUUUGUUAGAACUGCUCCUAGCGAUAUUUAUCAGAUGACUGCAAUUGCUGAGCUUAUAGACUUCUAUGGGUGGAGAGAGGUUAUUGCAAUUUAUGUUGAUGAUGACCAUGGGAGGAAUGGAAUUGGUUCUUUAGGGGAUAAGCUUGCAGAGAAACGUUGUAAAAUCUCAUAUAAAGCACCGAUAAGCUCUGAAGCAACUAAGGAGGAGAUUACUGAUGUGCUUGUUCAGGUGGCUCUUGCUGAAUCUCGGGUUAUAGUUCUUCACGCUACUUCUGUUUGGGGCCCCAAGGUGUUUAAUUUGGCAAAAUAUCUUGGGAUGAUGGGAUCUGGCUAUGUCUGGAUAGCCACUAACUUUCUCACUACUAUUCUGGACUCUGAGAAUCACAUCCCCUCAGAUCAAACAGAUGAAAUUCAAGGAGUUCUUACACUGCGUGUGCACACAUCUGAUUCAGAGCUAAAGAGAAAUUUCUUUUCUAGGUGGAAAAAUCUGACUCGUGGAAUGACUGCCGAUGGUCCACUCGGAUUGAACACUUUUGGCCUCUAUGCAUAUGAUACUGUUUAUAUGCUUGCUCAUGCACUUGAUACAUUUUUCAAACAAGGGAACCGAAUCACGUUCUCAUAUGACCCGAAGCUAUCUGAACUACGUGGAGACAACUUGCAUCUUGAUGAGGUGAACAUCUUCGAUCAAGGAAAUCUGUUGCGUACCAAUGUUUAUGGGGUUAAAAUGACUGGAGUAACAGGUCAUAUUAAGUAUGCAUCUGAUGGAAAUCUUAUGAAUCCAUCAUAUGAAAUCAUCAAUGUGAUAGGAACAGGUGCAAGGAGGAUCGGUUACUGGUCUAAUCACUCUGGAUUAUCUGUUGAUCCUCCGGAAGUACUUUAUUCAAAGCCAGCCAAUCAUUCCAGUGUGAAUCAAAAGCUACUCCCCGUUAUUUGGCCUGGAGAAACAACCCAGAAGCCUCGUGGUUGGGUUUUUCCAAACAAUGGAAGGCACCUAAGAAUUGGAGUACCAAGAAGGGUUAGUUACCGAGCGUUUAUCUCACAAAUACAAGGCACUGACAUGUUCAAGGGAUUCUGCAUUGAUGUAUUCCUUGCUGCAGUGAACUUACUGCCCUAUGCUGUUCCCUAUAAGUUUAUUCCAUUUGGGGAUGGUCAGAGCAAUCCUAAUAAGACUGACCUUGUUCGUAUGAUCACAGCUGGCGUCUUUGAUGCUGCAGUAGGUGACAUUACAAUUACAACAGUAAGAACAAGGAUGGUGGAUUUUACUCAGCCGUAUAUCGAGUCUGGUCUAGUAGUAGUAGCACCUGUUAAGAAGGUAGAAUCCAAUGCGUGGGCUUUCCUGAGGCCAUUUACACCAAUGAUGUGGUGUGUCACUGCAAUCUUCUUCUUAGCGGUGGGAGCUGUUGUUUGGAUAUUGGAGCAUAGGCUGAAUGAUGAUUUUCGAGGACCUCCCAAAAAGCAAGUUGUGACAAUUUUGUGGUUUAGCUUUUCAACUAUGUUCUUUGCUCACAGGGAAAAUACAGUGAGCACACUUGGUCGCUUCGUGCUACUUAUAUGGCUAUUUGUGGUUCUUAUAAUUAAUUCAAGUUACACAGCAAGUCUGACCUCAAUCCUUACAGUACAACAGCUUUCUUCCCCAAUUAAAGGCAUUGAAAGUUUAGUAAACAGCAAAGAACCUGUUGGCUACUCACAGGGUUCUUUCAGUCGAGAUUACUUAGUUGAGGAAGUUGGUAUUCAUGAAUCAAGACUAGUUCCUCUGAAAAAUGGAGAUGAGACUGCUAAAGCAUUGAAAAGUGGUCCCAAAAAUGGUGGUGUUGCUGCAUAUGUCGAUGAGCGUGCUUAUGUUGAACUCUUCCUUUCAAGCCGGUGUGAUUUUACCAUUGUAGGUCACGAGUUCUCCAGAGAUGGUUGGGGAUUUGCAUUUCCAAGAGACUCUCCUUUAGCAGUUGACCUAUCAACAGCUAUUCUGGAACUGGCAGAGAAUGGAGAUCUUCAAAGAAUCCAUGACAAAUGGCUCUUGAAUAGUGCGUGCUUAGCUCAAGGCGCAAAGCUUGAAGUGGACAGACUUGACCUCAAAGCCUUCUGGGGUCUCUAUCUGAUGUGUGGACUCGCUUGCUUGCUUGCUCUUCUCAUCUAUUUCAUACAGAUGAUGAGACAAUACACCAAACACUAUUCUGACGAACUCGAGUCUUCCGGCAGGAGCUCCAUGUCCUGGCACCUCCGGACUUUCCUGACAUUUGCGGACGAGAAAGAGGAGGAAAUUAAGGACCGGUCCAAGCGCAGGCAAAUGGAAAGGAUCUCAUACAGAAGCAAUAGCACUGAGGGUGGAUCAAUGUCAUCACCGACCAUAUACUCCAACAAAGGAUAUGCUCAAUCCUCUUCAAACAAAAGCAUUGAUUGUAGUUAUGACGCCUGAUCAUCUCCUGCUUACUUCCACAACACGUUAUUAUCGCUUGUCCGAGAGAGAAGAGAUACAGAUAAAUAUAGGUUUCAUUGUUGUCUCUAUCUUUCUCUUCACUUUACUCGGAUAGCAUUUUCCACCUCUUAGAUAGAUAGAUAGUUAGAUAUACAUGCAUGCAUGUAUAUGUAACCGUUAUAAAGAAAGAAACAUAGGAGAGGAGGGGCUAGGUGAGUUUUCAAUUUUUUUCCUAUUCAUGGUUCUAUGUAGAAUGUAUGUAGAACGAUGAAGUGAAAUGUUAAUGACGGUACACCUAUGUUCUCAGUA